Saccoglossus kowalevskii is the source of this 967-nucleotide messenger RNA. RefSeq lists its product as uncharacterized. NCBI's taxonomy places the organism in Eukaryota, Metazoa, Hemichordata, Enteropneusta, Harrimaniidae. The record is from RefSeq and is a predicted model, not a curated record.
CUUUGUCAGCGACCAUCAGACUUAUCCCAUCUUGUUUGAAAAUUGUCAGCUUGUGCAAAAAUGAAGAUCAUCAUAGCUCUGCUUGCUUCGGUAGUCGCCUGCGUUGCUUCAAUCCCAGUUAAUGAUACCGCCACUUCGCCAUCUAGCUUCAAAUUGACAAUCGGAAAUGGUGAACAGGAGAUCACGAUCGAUGAAAAUAGAAACACUGAGGUGUACGUCACGUCUGGUUCUGACGAUGCCGUCAUUAUCAAAGACUUUAACCAGAGAUUGGAGGUGAUCGUUCCUAAAACUGGGGAAAGAUGUUUCGUGAGACCAUUACGUGCGAGUAGAAACGUAGACCCAUCCAAGUUGAAGAAAGACUUAAAACAUGCCAUCGAUGAGGGAGUCGAGCCACAACUCGGAGACACUAGCGAGGAGCACCUCACCGUAGAUAACGUUCCGAUAAAAAGCAACUGCUUUGGCGAAAUAAUCACCGAGAAAUGCGAGGGCAGAAAUAUAUAUUGGAUGGAACCCGUACCACAUGGCGACGCCGAAAUGAUGAAGCGUGCCUUAGACUGUUACUACUAUACCUAUUGUGAUUAUACGUAUAUUGGUUUUGGAUGGUGGUCUUACGGAGUGUCGGUUGGUCUAUAGAUGUUACUACGUAUAAUGCGGCAUUACUUUAUAUCUUGAAUGAAGUUCGUCUAUGCCGAUACGCGUUACUACAGAACAUUCUAACUUGUGUCAGUUACUUGUUAUAAUACAUAUCCGGAAAUUGUACUGCCGUUAAAAUAAGUUUACACGUUUUCAACUAACCGCCAGUUUAUUCUAACCGCGUUUGUUCCGAUUCUUUUACAUGUAAGAUCAGGUAGAUAUUUACCGCUUCCAAUGCACCGAGUCAAAACAAAUUUGAUGUGUUGUUUUUUUAAAAACUAUACUUACAUAUUACGUAUCUGCGUUGCUAAUACAAAUACAAACACACUUAUAA